AUGUCUUCUAUUGAUUUACCUCUAGCAGUGCUGCUUAUCAAGUUGAAUAUAACCAAUAAAGAUGAUUCCAUUGACGACACCAUCCGGGAAUUGCUAAUGAAGUUAGACCCUCCGUACGGAUCGUUGAAACCCAAACAGCCCGAUUUACUGCAAAUUAUAUCUUACUUCAAAAUCAAUACAUCACCUCCAAAUCGGGUCACGGAGUUUAAUGAUUUGACUAAAUUGUUGAAACUCUACCAGUGUUUGCUUGCUGCUGAGAAUAGUUCUAUUUAUUUAACUUACUUGAUAAAAAUUAACCAAAUUUUGAUCAAUUCAAUCCAAGAUUCUGAUCUUUGGGAUAACCAUUCAUUUAGAUUGAAAAAUAUCAAUACCAGAAUAAUUAAAUGUUUAUUCAGCAUAUUCAUUCACGAAUUGAAUAUUGAUAUCAUCAAUUUCAAGUUGAAUUUGGUAUUGGAGUUCCAUAAAAAAUCGCUAGCUCACUUCAUGAACUCGAAGCUCAUUAUUGACCACGAUUGGAUUAUCAACAUUGGUAAAAUCUUGUUCCAGCUAGUCAAUGUCAAUAAAGCACCUGUUGACCUGUUGCCCAAGCUUCCUCAAAAUGAAUUCGUUUUGAAAUAUUGGAAUAUCUUAACCGCCCCACCAUUUUCAGGAUGGGGAGUCCCAAAGAUUUCAUUGGAUGAUUCUUUGAAGAAUAUUCCAAAUGAAUCCAAUUCUAAAUUAUUGAAAUCUUUCAUCUUAUUAUUCAACGAUUACAUCGUUUUUACAAAAAAAAAUAACCGUGAAUCUAGUUUAAUAACUUCUUUAUUAAUUAUGAUUAUGUUAUGCUAUAAAGAUGAUUCGCUUAUUCGAUUUUAUCAUAGAGUUUCUACUUUAAGUACUUGA
Messenger RNA from Hyphopichia burtonii NRRL Y-1933, 882 nucleotides. RefSeq lists its product as uncharacterized. The transcript has a single exon. Bases 1 to 882 code for a protein of 293 amino acids. Lineage: Eukaryota; Fungi; Ascomycota; Pichiomycetes; Serinales; Debaryomycetaceae. The record is from RefSeq and is a predicted model, not a curated record.